Penicillium malachiteum is the source of this 1968-nucleotide messenger RNA. Its product is annotated as DNA-directed DNA polymerase eta. Bases 1 to 1968 code for a protein of 655 amino acids. Gene Ontology annotation, cellular component: site of double-strand break; nucleus; replication fork. Gene Ontology annotation, biological process: error-prone translesion synthesis; response to radiation. The transcript has a single exon. NCBI's taxonomy places the organism in Eukaryota, Fungi, Ascomycota, Eurotiomycetes, Eurotiales, Aspergillaceae. The record is from RefSeq and is a predicted model, not a curated record. Gene Ontology annotation, molecular function: DNA-directed DNA polymerase activity; damaged DNA binding.
AUGUCGUCUGCAGACCCGCUCAACACGCCUCCCGAUGCCGUAAAACGCUCCCGGUAUACCCAUCGCCACUUCCAACUCCUGCGCCAAGGCUCUACUGCAACACCUCUACGCGCGAUUGCACACAUCGAUCUCGAUGCCUUUUAUGCACAAUGUGAGAUGGUGCGAUUGGGCACACCGCGUGAUACCCCACUUGCUGUCCGUCAGUGGGAAUCCUUGAUUGCGGUGAACUAUCCGGCGAGACCAUUCGGUAUCAACCGCAUGAUUACAGCUGGGGAAGCCAGAAAAAUAUGCCCCAAUAUCAUCUUACAACACGUUGCAACGUUUCGAGAGGGUGAGGGUGGUCGAUGGGCUUAUCGGGAUGAUUCGUUUCGGAAUAUCAAGACUGAUAAGGUGUCCUUGGAUCCUUAUCGGGCGGAGUCGCGGAAGAUUCUCAAAACUAUGAAGGAUGAGGUAGAGAGAUGGUGCACGGACGAUUCAGAUGACGAUGAAACUGUUGGUCUCAUACAGGGACUGUCAGCGAGUCUGGAAAAGGCCAGUAUCGAUGAAGUCUUCAUUGAUCUAUCUCCUCUCAUCUAUUGUGUCUUGCUACGGAGGUAUCCGGAACUCCGGGCGAUUGCAAAAAAUGACAAGAAGGACGUUGAAUUGCCUUGUCCUCCUACAACGGCGCUCCAAUGGGACCAGGAUUGCCUCAUAGAUUUGGACCUCCAGGAAAGCGAGGAAGAUGACCCGGAUUGGGAUGAUGUGGUCAUGCUGGUGGCCGCAGAGAUUACAAGAUCAGUCAGAAAGGCUGUGUGGGAUAAUCUCCACUACACAUGCUCUGCGGGAGUUGCACGUAAUAAGAUGCUUGCCAAACUAGGCAGUGCUUGCAACAAGCCAGAUAAACAAACCGUCGUGCGAAAUCGCGCUGUUCAAAACUUUCUGGCUGGGUAUAAAUUUACUCAGAUCCGGAUGUUGGGUGGCAAGCUCGGAGACCAGAUCACAUCCGAUUUUGGCACCGAUCAAGUAAGUGGUCUUCUUGACGUGUCGUUGGAUCAGCUUCGUGCCAAACUGGAUGACCACACAGCUACUUGGCUAUAUGGUACUAUCCGCGGAGAUGAUCGCAGCGAGGUCAACCCCCGAACUCAGAUCAAAUCUAUGUUAUCUGCAAAGUCAUUCCGCCCAAGCAUCAAUUCAGUCGAACAAGCAGAGAAGUGGCUGCACAUCUUUGCAGCUGAUAUCUACGGACGACUAGUCGAGGAUGGUGUACUUGAAAACAGACGCCGUCCUCGAGUCAUCACUCUACACCAUCGGCUUGUAGCGACUCGAUCUCGCCAGAUUCCUAUUCCGGGUUCUAAUACUAUUGAUGAGAAUUUACUUUUUGAGCUGGCUCAGACUUUGCUGUGCCAAGUCCUUGCUGAUGGACAAGCAUGGCCAUGUGCAAACUUGUCUUUGAGCGUGAGCAAUUUUGAGGAUGGUGUGUCCAAGAACAGGGCCAUUGAAGGCUUCUUGGUUCGCGGUGAUCAGGCCAAGUCUUUGACCCAUGCAUCUAGAUCUCGUGAUAUGGACACUGCAUUUAGUGAACAGCCGCCAGCGGAGAAGAAGAGGAAGCUCGACGAAAAAAGCAUUAAACGCUUUUUCAACCAGCCGCCUGUUAGUGGCUCUGCCCCAUCCGAGGAAGGAUGUCCCCAGUCCCAACUAGAUGGAGCCUCGGCAUCAUUCACCAUAGAGGGCGUGGCUUCUCCGGAAGAGAACUUCGAUAUCCCACAGUUUACUUGUCCACGCUGUUCCAAGUCCAUUCUUGAAUAUGAAAAAGAAGAACAUGAGGAUUGGCAUUUUGCCAAAGACUUGGAGAAUGAGGAACGACAGGCCGCACGGAAUGCUCAACCACAAGAACGCUCCGUAAAUUCUUCUCGACCGACAAGUCGUGGCCGAGGAGGUCGAAGCACCCGUGGAAAGUCCGAAAAGGGACAGAUGCGCCUUGCCUUUUGA